Anthonomus grandis grandis is the source of this 2016-nucleotide messenger RNA. RefSeq lists its product as uncharacterized. NCBI's taxonomy places the organism in Eukaryota, Metazoa, Arthropoda, Insecta, Coleoptera, Curculionidae. Gene Ontology annotation, biological process: long-chain fatty acid metabolic process; fatty-acyl-CoA biosynthetic process. The transcript is spliced from 6 exons. The coding region runs from base 149 to 1816 and encodes 555 amino acids. The record is from RefSeq and is a predicted model, not a curated record. Gene Ontology annotation, molecular function: long-chain fatty acid-CoA ligase activity.
CAUAUAUUUAAUAACAAAAAAUAUUUAUUGUUGCUAGCGUGAACUUCAAAAGAAUCAAUGUUUUUGAAUGUUUUUCAAUUAAUGAAUUAUUAUAAGCAGCCAACAACAAGCAAAGGAAAUUUGAAAAUAUUAAAAAACUCCCUUUGAAAUGGAAUACAAUAACGGAAUAAUAUACAGGAAUGAAUCUUGGGAUUUUGAUGAUGAUUUAGGUGGCAUUGGAACUGUGUUAUUUCGAUACAUGAAAAAACACUCGAAAAAAGUAGCAUUGAUUCAAAGCGAAACUGACGAGUCACAGACAUUCGAGUCAUUACUCGAAAGAUGCAUAAAAGUUUCUUUGCAUUUAAAUGAAAUUGGAAUCAAAAAAGGGGAUCGAAUAUGUAUUUGUGCCGAAAUGACUAUUUCCUCUUACGUGGCGAUACUUGCAUCCUAUUUUAUAGGAGCUGUAAUCUAUUGUUUAGAGCCAUCGCUUCCUCCAUCGGAGUCGGCCAUUCACGUGAAUCACUUACCGCCUGCACUAUUUUUUGUAACUGAAACAGCCGAAAACGUUCUAAGCACAGUUUUAGAACAAACGAACAUCUCUUCCAGAGUGAUAGUACUGAAUAAAGCAUUUGAAAAUAUCUGCGAGACUGAGAAAAAAAAAAUUCAAAAUUUUGUUCCAGAAUAUAUCAAAGAUUCUGCAGAAACAGCAUGUAUUUUCUUUAGCAGUGGCAGCACUGGAACGCCAAAAUCAGUGCAACUCAAUCACUAUUAUUUAUAUUGUGUUAUACCUGAUAUUUCAAAAACUUGGAGUAGAGUGGGCUUAAAUCUUAAGGAUUUAAAGGAUCCAAUGGUUUUUGCAUGCUCCAACUGGCACUGGGUGUCUUCCCUAUAUAUGUUAUUGUUAUGUACUUCGAAUGGAGCUACUCGAGUGCUCCUACAAAAUCUCAGUGGACCCAAAAUCUGGAAAAUCAUUCGAAAAUAUAACAUUACAAGCCUAUCUUUAUCCCCUUAUUACUGCAUAGAGUUUUACAAUUCUGCUCCAGCAAAUCCAAAAACCUAUUUAAAGUCAUUAAAGGAAUUACUUUAUGGUGGUUCAAGACUUGCCGAAAAAUAUGUUGUGCUUAUUAAUAAUUUACUACAACCAGAAGCUUAUGCUAGAUCGUCGUAUGGUUUAACUGAAGCUGGACUCUUGACAGGUUUCGAUCCAUUUAAUGAAAAACAUCGACAAUAUAUUCAACAGUGUCCUAAGAGUGUGGGAUGUCCCGUACUUGGAUUUAAGUAUAAGGUAGUUGACCCAGACUCUGGAAAAAUUCUGGGAUCGAACCAAGUUGGUGAACUAAUGGUAAAACCUUUUAACAAAAAGUCGCUUUUUAACGGAUACGUCGGAAUCGAUUGCCAAGACCUUUUCGAUGCCGAUGGCUAUUUUAGGACAGAGGACUUACUAUAUUAUGACGAGAAUUUCUGUUUUUACGUAGUUGACAGAUUGAAAGCAAGAAUUAUCUACAAGGACUGGCUAAUAUACCCCUUAGUGGUGGAAAAUGUUUUGUUGCAACAUCCGCAAGUUCUAAAUGCGGUUCUUAUUGGUAUCGAUGACCCGGAGGAUGAGGAAAUAUUAAUGGGUAUAGUUACUGUUAAAAAUUAUUAUGAUAUAUGUAACAAUGCAGCAAAGAAAGUUGCUUUAGAGAAUGAAAUAAGAGAAUUUGUCGAUGAUAGGGUAGAAGAUUAUCAAAAGCUUCGCAAAGGUGUAAAGAUAGUAAACAAAAUACCAUUAACUGCAAGUAACAAAAUUAAUAGGCCUAAGAUCAAACAGUUGGUAAUGGCUGGAGAAGAAUUUUAAGAUAAAUAUUUGAAAUAGUUUAAAUCGUAUUUAUAUAUUUAUUAUUUAAUUAUCAUAUUUGAAAUGUGCAAUAUCACAUUAAUAUAUUCUUUUUCAGUCAUUUUUAUAAUUAUGUUAUAUCACAGAUAUGAUAAAAAAAAUUUAUAUAUGUGUUGAUAUGAAUAUUUACAUAUAAGGGAAAUAAAGGUUAAAACAAAAAA